GGAGGGCUCCAGCACGUCUCACAUGGAUAAAGUGCAGCCUGGAUACGAGAACAUGGAGCACUUCAUCGCUGACUUUGAGCCUCAGAGACGAGCGCUGAUGAAAGUCGACUUCAUCAAACGUGAUGAAGACUACGAUGAGGAUGAAGAAGAGGCGGUGGAGGUCAGAGGGACGAGCUCAGCCAAUCAGCAGUCGCCUCUCUCUCCCGUUCAGCCUAUAGGUGUUCAUCUCUCAGCCCCGCCCCCUCAGAGACCCUUAGAGACCCCGCCCACCGUGACGUCGCCGACGAAACCCCCCGCCUCUUUAACCACACAGGCCCCGCCCCCUCUGCCCACAUCCACCGCAAGCCCCGCCCCUCAGUCUGAUCAGCAGAAUCAAUCAGAAGACAAAGAUGGAACAAAGCACGUCUUCUCCUUCAGUUGGCUCAACCAGAAGUAAAACCAGGUUCAGGAUCAAGGGUCCAGGAUCUGGAUCAGUCUCCAGUCGUCUUCUGUGACUUCAAUGUUUCUUUUUCAUUAUUUAAUUGUUAAAUAGAAGAUCUGAAUGUUUUCUGUUAAAAUGUAAAAUAAAUGUUCCUGAUGAACUUUGAGUUUUAAGACGAACAAAAACCGUGUGAUUCUCAAAAGGGUGAAAUGAACUUGAUGCUAAGCUAGCUUGCUAACACCACCAAGCUUCCAUCACUUCAAACAAUCCCAUCAAAUAUUGAUGUGCUUUCCUACAACAGAGUGUGUGAAGCGUUACGUUGUUACAUUUUACUAAUUUGGAUGGUUAGCUCGCCUGCUAAUUCCACCAGGGUUCAUGCUAACGUUGCACUGGAUACAGAUUCAGGUCUACGGUCCCUCUGGCUCCUCAAUGCUAGAGGACAGCAGGCAGGAGCUAGCACACUAGCUAGCUCUAUAGAUGGACAAGCUAACCCGCUAACUAACUCAAACUACUUCUAUAAAUUCUGUAGAAGAAGAAGGAGACAUUCUUCUUCUUCUUGUCACUCAUUUCUGAAACGUUAAAAAUAAUCAAAUUAUGCAUUUCUUGUGAAAAAGACUUAUAAAACCUAAAUGAAAAAGCGGUGGAUGAGCGGUGAGUGUUUGUGUAAAUAAAGUACGGUGAGCCGGCAGCAGAAGAAGACGUGACUUUGAAAAGUUUUAUUGUAAAUAUUAAAUGUUCACACCUGUUUUAA
This is a messenger RNA of Anarrhichthys ocellatus (wolf-eel), 1172 nucleotides long. RefSeq names its product tripartite motif-containing protein 55-like. The record is from RefSeq and is a predicted model, not a curated record. Bases 23 to 436 code for a protein of 137 amino acids. Lineage: Eukaryota; Metazoa; Chordata; Actinopteri; Perciformes; Anarhichadidae. The transcript is spliced from 3 exons.